Messenger RNA from Cyprinodon tularosa, 1313 nucleotides. Its product is annotated as endonuclease domain-containing 1 protein-like. Bases 127 to 1014 code for a protein of 295 amino acids. Lineage: Eukaryota; Metazoa; Chordata; Actinopteri; Cyprinodontiformes; Cyprinodontidae. Gene Ontology annotation, molecular function: metal ion binding; hydrolase activity; nucleic acid binding. The record is from RefSeq and is a predicted model, not a curated record. The transcript has 2 exons.
CACGUGUAAAACCUGCAUAACUUUUUCUGCUGAACACCACAGGACAAACUGAGACACAUUCAGAUAUUAAACACGAAUUUAGCAGCAGGUGGAUUUGGGUUGAAGACAUUGUUUCAUAUUUUGAUUAUGGCGUUUUGGCUAUGGAUGGGUUUCUGGCUUGCAAGCUUAUUAUUGGCAGCGGUACAAGGGCGAGUGGAAAUAGAGCUAUCUCCAGAGUGCAGAGAAUUUCUCUACAUGGGAACACCACCGACAGGUCUGGAACACCACUCUGUUAAGUACAUAUGUCAGUUUUACCGCAAGAAGCCUCGCUAUGUGACUCUGUACAACAUGGAAGAUCACAUUCCUAUUUACUCUGCCUACAUCUUUAAACGCUCGGAUGGGGAGAACUGCAUUGAUGUUCCCUGGAUGUACGAGCCACAGCUGUCCACUCUUACAGAAACAGAAGAGAUGCAGCCCUUUCCUCAUGGUUACAUGCACAUGAACUUUGAAGACGCUCAAGCGAUUCUCGACGACUACACCAACGCAAUACUCUACGAGCGAGGGACCCUGAACCCAGACGAGCAUCAGAACGAGCUCGAAGACAAGGCCUCCACUUACACCCUCACCAACGUCGUCCCCAUGGUGCCCGACUUCAGCGACAGAAUCUGGAACAGACAGGAGCACAUCAUCCGCAAACGGCUGAACAACUACUGCCGCGGGAAGGCCUUUAUAGUGACCGGGAUAACCACGUCAGGGAAGAUGAUCCGUAGAGAAAACAUGAACCGGAUCGCCGUGCCCACCUACCUGUGGUCGGCUUACUGCUGCGCCGACUACGACCACAACACCCCUUUUACAGAGCGCUUUAAGUUCCCGUCUUUUGCUCAUUAUGCCCUGAAUGAUGAUGAGAAUAACGAAGUUGUGGAGCUCACCGUCCCUAAGCUGAAGGAGUUCCUCAAGAAGACAAUGUUUGUGAAUCAGAACUUUCAAAUUUUUGUAGGGGACUGCAAACCUAUAUCAUCCGGGAAAGCUGACUAAGAAAAGUAUUUUAGUUAAAUUGUGAGUUUAAAGAAAAAUAAGGUUACUACUACUAAUAAUUUCACUAUAUGAAAAAUAUACAAUAAAAGCUUUUUAACCAACAAUAUAAGCAGAAUCUUAUCAUAGAAUAUGUUUUUUUGUGGCUUGUUAACACAUGUGACAGUGAUUACAGAACUUUAUUCUCUAUAUAAGAUUUCUUAUAGUGUCAUAUAAGAAAAAAAAAAGAAAGUUACAGACAAGAGGAUGUUCAGAACAAGAACCCAGAUUGAAAUACUAAUAGAAAUCAGUUAGGGUUGUUG